Messenger RNA from Penicillium concentricum, 267 nucleotides. RefSeq lists its product as uncharacterized. The record is from RefSeq and is a predicted model, not a curated record. Lineage: Eukaryota; Fungi; Ascomycota; Eurotiomycetes; Eurotiales; Aspergillaceae. The transcript has a single exon. Bases 1 to 267 code for a protein of 88 amino acids.
AUGGCUGAUGGCGUCCGUGACGAUCUCGAAGUUUCCCCUCGACCCGACUGCAAGUUGCUGGAUCGUCAUGUUGCCUUCCUAGAAGAGCACUAUCACCUUCCCCUAGAUGUUGCGAUAGAGAGCUCAGUUGAUGUCUUCUACUCUCGGACGCCGGCGGAUGGCUUCUAUCAGAAAAGCUAUAAAGGAGGUCUUGCCUCCAGCUGUUUCUGGAAUCCAUCCUCUUCUGCAUCUUCAUUCACUCUAUUAGAUCUAUCCAUUGUUCUAUAG